AGGAUUCAAUAAAGAUAAGGUAGAAAGCGUUUUGCACCGUCAGAUGGAUUCGUCAACUGAUCCAACGGUUAUGAUCAUCUCUCCAAGAUCAGCCAGCUCCAUCUUAUAAGUAAUUGCAGCAGAUUUUUAACAAGACAGAAGUGUCUUUGUAUCUAACGAAACGUCACUGUAACAAAAAAACACCGCCGGAGAUGGCCGCUACUCCCACCGCCGCCGCUGCUUCGUCCAUCAUGGGUACUCGGGUGGUUCCCGACAUCAACUCCGGUUCAGGUAGAAUCACAGCUCGUUUUGGGUUCGGAAAGAAGAAGGCAGCUCCGAAAAAGACCAAGACUGUCGUGACUACGGACAGGCCUCUGUGGUACCCAGGCGCCAAAUCUCCUGAGUGGCUUGACGGUUCCUUGGUUGGAGAUUACGGCUUUGAUCCUUUCGGUUUAGGUAAACCGGCCGAGUAUCUCCAGUUCGACAUAGAUUCACUAGACCAGAAUCUGGCUAAGAACUUAGCCGGAGACGUGAUCGGAACCCGUACCGAAGAGGCCGCCCCCAAAUCGACUCCGUUUCAGCCGUACAGCGAGGUGUUCGGAAUCCAGAGGUUCAGAGAAUGCGAGCUGAUUCACGGACGGUGGGCCAUGCUCGCCACUCUCGGCGCUCUCUCCGUCGAGUGGCUCACCGGCGUCACUUGGCAAGACGCCGGAAAGGUGGAGCUAGUGGAUGGAUCGUCCUACUUGGGGCAGCCACUACCCUUCUCCAUCUCGACGUUGAUAUGGAUCGAGGUGUUAGUGAUCGGCUACAUCGAGUUCCAGCGCAACGCCGAGCUUGACUCUGAGAAGCGUUUGUACCCUGGUGGCAAAUUCUUCGACCCGCUUGGUUUAGCGUCUGACCCUGAGAAGAUGGCUCAGCUUCAGUUAGCUGAGAUCAAGCACGCUCGUCUUGCCAUGGUCGCCUUCUUGGGUUUCGCUGUUCAAGCCGCUGCUACUGGUAAAGGCCCACUCAACAAUUGGGCUACUCACCUCAGUGAUCCCCUUCACACCACCAUCAUCGAUACCUUCUCCUCCUCUUAGAAAUCUUUUCUCCUUUCUCAUCACUCAUCAUCUCAUCUUAUAAUGUAACUUUGUUCAAGUAUAAACAGAGGUUUUAUGAGACUGAAUCGCGUUUGCCUUUUAAAAUUGGUUUUGGGCUUUUGUUCUUUUGCUCUUUUAACCUGCUUGGCCCAUGACAC
This is a messenger RNA of Brassica rapa (field mustard), 1216 nucleotides long. RefSeq names its product chlorophyll a-b binding protein CP29.1, chloroplastic. The record is from RefSeq and is a predicted model, not a curated record. Gene Ontology annotation, biological process: photosynthesis, light harvesting. Gene Ontology annotation, cellular component: membrane. NCBI's taxonomy places the organism in Eukaryota, Viridiplantae, Streptophyta, Magnoliopsida, Brassicales, Brassicaceae.